AUGAUCCUCUUAAAUCUCGAAUCGCCGAAAAACCAUGAACAAAAACGUGGUCACAAACGAAAGUCGAGGAAGUUGAAGCACAUCUGCCUUCCGCAUUGUGAGUAUCUAUGGUGGCAAGAGGCAAAAAAGCGGAAGAAAUGUCUCUCCACAAGGGAAGCAGCAAAAAGAGGGUGGAGCUGGCCACUGGAAGAAAUGAUGCCGGCACUUCGGCUGCCUGAGAGAAAUGACAGUGCAAAGCCGCCACGCUUGCAUCAGCGAAGAACAUCAGGCAAUCAUCCUCUCUCCAUAGUGGAAAAAAUCAAAUUCGCCGUCCGGAGCCGCAACAGCUACAGUUUUUUGAAGGUGCUAGCUACGGAUGAUAAAACCUGGAAAACAUUGGAAAUCAACGUGCAAAGCUCGGGAGCUUUUGGAGAAAAAGCGCAGCGGAAACUCCGAAAAAAUUGGAUGCAGGACUCGUCUUCAACUUAUCUGACCGACCACGUCAACGCGCUGAUGUGCGACAAUUUAAAGAUACGAAAGAAGAACCCUGUCGUGGCUCGAAGAAUUGUUUCAGAUGCUAACUGGGAAACAUCCGCCUAUAAAACGAGAUCAGAAAAUUUAUGCAAGAUG
This is a messenger RNA of Mesorhabditis spiculigera, 609 nucleotides long. Lineage: Eukaryota; Metazoa; Nematoda; Chromadorea; Rhabditida; Rhabditidae. The record is from the annotation of a GenBank genome assembly.